AUGGCCACUCCAGUGUUGACGCCAGCGGUCGAAAGCGCAGUCCUUCGCACUUCAAAUUCUCGCAUCUCAAUUUCGUCUUACUACGAAGUGCUCGAUGUGUUUCAAGCGCGCCUUCAUGAUAUUUGGCCGAUCGCCGAUGUUGAGCAUUUGAAAUUCCAACUAAACAACCCAGAUAAUGACCCCGUUUCGCAUGCUCUAGCAGCUGCCUUGUGUGCUGCGACAUUGGCACAACUUCGCCUUUGGCUCACACCAACUCCGUGUCCUGGAGAUUUCUCUGCGACAGCCGACGACUUUGCCAAAGAAUGUCUUCGCAUUCGACUGGAGCACUAUCACCAAGAGCCAUCCCUCGAGGCUCUUGUUACAUCCGUCUUCCUUCACAUGUACUAUGCCAAUCGAGAUCAAAUCACACCGGCUACAAUCUCGCUCCGUGAGGCAAUCACAUACGCAGACCUAAUGCAUCUAUGCCAUACACCCCCAUCUGAUUCAGCACAGUCAAAGCAGUGGCAACUGGAACUUCGAUGUUAUUGGGUCCUAUUUGUAACGGAAAGGUUGGUAUCUCAACUCUCUGUGAAUUUCUGCGAAUUGAUCAAACUUUGA
Penicillium cataractarum is the source of this 597-nucleotide messenger RNA. RefSeq names its product fungal specific transcription factor domain-containing protein. NCBI's taxonomy places the organism in Eukaryota, Fungi, Ascomycota, Eurotiomycetes, Eurotiales, Aspergillaceae. The transcript has a single exon. Bases 1 to 597 code for a protein of 198 amino acids. The record is from RefSeq and is a predicted model, not a curated record.